Anthonomus grandis grandis is the source of this 1593-nucleotide messenger RNA. RefSeq names its product piggyBac transposable element-derived protein 3-like. Bases 1 to 1593 code for a protein of 530 amino acids. The record is from RefSeq and is a predicted model, not a curated record. The transcript has 2 exons. NCBI's taxonomy places the organism in Eukaryota, Metazoa, Arthropoda, Insecta, Coleoptera, Curculionidae. Gene Ontology annotation, molecular function: sequence-specific DNA binding.
AUGGCGAAUUGGAAUGAUAGGCGACCAUUAAAAUUGCACGAGCUGAUAACAGAAUUGGAAGAUAUGGAUGAUAUCCUAUCUCAGGGGGCUACUAUAACAAUCUUUCCACCGGAAAAUGCUAACGGCGAAGUUACUGAUGAGGAUUCCGGAGACGAAGACAACAUAGUCAUCGAUAAUCUUCCUGGUAGCCAACUCAGAGUUUCUGCAGAGAUUAGUUUUGAUGGAGCACCACCGGCUGAAAGUCUAAAUGAAGAUGAAAAUGAAGAUUCUUUCGAUGAAGAAGACAAUUUGCCACUUUCUCACUUUGUGCCGCUAAAGAAAUUACAAAAAUUUAAUUGGAUUGCUGACCGUGAUAUUCCAGAAUCAACAUUUGCCUGGAAUGCGCCCCAUAAAGUUGAAAAUCAUCAAAGUCCUAUUGAGAUUUUAAAAUUGUUUUUUGACGAUUCUCUUAUAUCCAAAGUAUGCCAAUUUUCAAACAUAUAUGUCGCACAAAAUAAUCGGCCGGCAGAUAUAUCGGAGUCUGAAAUAUGGUGUUUUUUGGGCGUGCUGAUUUUGAGCGGAUAUUCUGAACUUCCUAGAAAGUACAUGUAUUGGGAAAACUCAAGUGACACAAAAAAUGAACUUGUGAGGAAUGCCAUAUCACGUGAUAGAUUUAGGUACGUAAUGCAAAAUAUCCACCUUUGCGAUAACAAUAAUUUGAAUGCCAAUGACAAGUUUGCAAAAGUUAGACCCUUCAUAAAAACCCUAAAUGAGAAAUUUAUGGAGUUUGCGCCUACUGAAGAAGUCCACAGCUUAGAUGAAUCGAUGGUUCCAUACUACGGACGACAUGGAACAAAGCAAUUCAUUAGAGGGAAACCUAUACGCUGGGGGUACAAAUUUUGGACAGCUACUACCCGACUUGGAUAUAUUGAAUGGUUUGACCCUUACCAGAGAUCCUCGUGUGUGAUUCCAGAAAAAUAUAAAUUAUUAGGUCUUGGAUCUAGCGUCGUAUUGCAGUUUGCUGAUGAACUUCAAAAGAUUUAUCCCAACUUGGCAUUCCAUAUCUACUUUGACAACUUUUUUACAUCUCUUUCGCUUCUCCAUCAACAAAAUACCAUAAGAGAAAACCGUAUUCCUGAGAGUAAGCUGGGACCAUCAAAAGACCACAAGACGAAAAAUAGAGGGUCUUACGAAUAUAUGUAUGAUGCUAAUAACCAUAUAGUUGUGUGCAGAUGGAAUGACAAUAGCCUAGUUACUUUGGCAUCUAACAGUACCACUGUGAAUCCAAUUUUACAAGCCAAAAGAUAUUCUCAAAAGGAAAAAAAACGGAUAAUGGUAGAUCAACCUUAUAUUGUAAAAAAAUAUAAUGAAAAUAUGGGCGGGGUCGAUAGAGCGGACCAAAACAUCAGCCUUUACCGAGUAUCCAUAAGAGGCAAAAAGUGGUAUUUUCCAAUUUUUUGUCACUUCUUGGACAUGGUAGUUCAGAAUUCUUGGCAAUUGAACAGAAAUAGUGGGGAUAAAAUGGACCAAUUAGCAUUUAGAAGAGCAAUAGCCCAAAGCAUAUUGGAGACACACAAGAAACCAUCAGCUUAUCAAACUGGAAAGACAAGUUAA